AUAUUGAAAUAUUUGUGGAGACCGCAAAUUCCGCGAGUAAAAUCCAAGGCGUAAUUCAAAUUUAGAAACGGGUGAAACCAGGUGAGAAACAAGCCCAUUUUUCGCAAUCGGACCUUGAUUAGUAAAUAACGAUUAUCGUUAUUCGCACGUGUAGUUAUAUUUCUGUCUUCAAAAAUCAUAACUGUACGAAGUCGUUUGUUUGGUGAGUUUUUUUUACCUAGAUGUUGGUGAGUGUGUGCGCAAUACGACGCACGCCAAUCACAAGAGUAUAAAUUACGUAUGUGUCUGCGCAAUAACGACGAGAGUUGCGGAUGGCAGAGUAAUAAUAUCGUGUUUAAAGUGUUGGGACGUUAAAAUUUGGCCAGUCGGGGUGGCUGGAGAUGAACCUUUGGUUCAAGGUUUUCCUCUAUUAGAAAGGAAAACAGGCGAAGGCGAAGGGCAGCAGCUGUCAUCAGAGACGGCAAACAGCUGUUCGUCGUCCUGCAAAAGUGUAAAUCGUAUCACAGAAAUGGCGCAAGAAGACAACAGUCCCUGCUGGAAUAAUUUACCCAGCGUCAUUCUACUCGAGAUAUUUUCUUAUUUACCUCACGAUGAAAAAAUAGCGGCCUCACAGGUAUGCAGAAAUUGGAGGUAUGCUCUUUUUCAUCCAUGCUUUUGGAAAAAAAUGACUUUCAAGUUCCAAAUCAAAGAGGAGGGUAAGACGAAAGCGCGGUUCUUGGCCAACUGCUUCGGUCGCAGCGUCCGCGAGGCUACGAUAAAAUGGGAUACUGCCGGACACUGUGUCAAUGAGACGUCAAAGCUUCUUACCAAAUUGAGCUUUAACAUACAUCUACGCAAACUUUUUUUGGAGCCAAGCAGUUGUCUGUUCGAAUGGCCAACUCGAUGGACCAGUCCAAAAGACGAGGGACGUGCCAUAUGCACACCUCUGAUGGGACCAUUGCUUAAAAUUGUUAAAAAUGCGCUGUCUCUACAAGCCCUGAGUUUAGGAUGUGCUGAGGAAUUAGCAGCCAGUGCCGGGUUGAUUUUAUCACCACUCAAACAACACCAAGCCAAUCAUUUGACUCAUUUGAGUCUGGCUUCUGUGAAAUAUGAUCCCGAUGAUUACAUUCUGACAGAACUGGAUACUUCGGUGUUUAGGUCUUUUCGCAGAUUAUCGAUACUGACUAUUGAUUACGAUUAUGUAGACGAUAAUCUGCUAAAGGCACUUGACAAUGGUUUGAUGGAAAGAUUAGUUAUUCACGUUCAUGGCCUGGAAGAGAAUCAUCCUGGGACCACAAACGAUUGCUGGCUGUCUUUUGUUGACAAAAACCCCCGCUGUGAGCUUCGCCUAAAUCUCCUUCAUUCGUAUGACGCAGUCAUCGUUCUGGAUACUGAUAUUCUGAAACCAGCAAUGCCUCUUGCAUAUCUCAAAGUAUUGUUUUGUGAGUCAGUCAACGUUAGAGCCCUAGAUCUACUAUCGGGCUGGUAUCCUCACAUCUUGAGGUCUGUAAUAUGGAUCGAUUCUGUGGACUCGUCACAGUGCAUGCCUGCUACUUCUGAACCAGAUAGGCCUGACCCCUUGGUACUUCUUGCCUGGACCUGUACAAAGCUUACUGAGAUUGUGUUUCUCGGGUACAAAUAUUUCCAAGAAGAACUCUUGGCCAUUGCUCGUCUGAGAGGCUUGACAUUGAAGCGACUUGAGUUUGCUGAGCGAGAUCUUUUGACCGACAUAUCUUCGGCUGAAGAUAUAACAAACGAAAUUAAUGAAAUAAUGGGUGGUAGCUGGGAGCCGUUAAGCGAUAUCAAUCUACCUCUCGUAGUCAUGGAUCCGGUUGUUGGUGACAGUAUUGAAGUUAUAAUGCCAAUGGUUCUUCGAGAUCAAAAGUAACAUGGUUUAAAAAUUGAAGAAAAUAUCUUAUUAGCACCACCCGUCAGUAGCAGCCAUUUCUGGGGAUGCAUUCUCAGAAGUACGGACGCAAAGUUAUAUCCUUUAUUUUUCUAUUGAUUUAUUUUUAAGGAAGACACGCGAUUUUCAAAAACUUUUGGUCGGCAUGCGUUUAUGUCUUAUCGAUUCGUGAACAAUAUUAUUUGAAAAUAGUGCACUUUGAACUACCUAUUUGGUAUGAUUUAAACUUGAAGCGGCAUAUUGGCAGCUUUUACCUCUUAGUGAUGUUUAUUGUUCGGUUUUGGUUUGGUUAAUCGGAAAUCAGUACCAGCAUAAACGCAUGCUGUAUUAAAUUUCGUAGGUAGGAUUUCGAAAAUGAUAAGAUCUCAUGACCGUGAGGCCAAUGAUACGACGGAUCGAAAUAUUUUUUUAAUGAAUCACAAUGAAAAUCGUUAGCUGAACACCUUAGACGACGAGGCUUCGACACAGCCUUUCGUGACUCGGACCCAUGAUACAGGGUGGUUAAUUGAAUAUAACAUAAAAUUUAAUGAUGAGUUAGCACUGGCCUUACGGCAUGGUAAUAAAUCCGAACCAAAAAUCUUCCAGAAGCAGGUCCCGAUAUUCCAUUCAUAGUUAGGAACAUUAUAAAUAUUUUUCCAUUUCACUGAGAAUUUAGUGUAUAAAAGAGCGCAAGAAAAACCGUAAGUAAAAUAAGAUACGGAAUAUUUUAAUGAGAACUUAAAAACAAACGAAACAUCGUUUGAUAAGAAAAUCAAAUCGCUAUCCGAGGUUAUUUUUAAUACCAAGACCAAUCGGAUGAUUUUUUCACGAACAUUAUACGUUCGUGAUAGCUAAGAGCGCUAUAACUGCAAGAAUGUUGAUAUCAGCUGCGCGAUCACUUCUAUUGAAUAAUUUAUGACUGCUGAUUGAUCCAAUAUUUCAGCGUGCAAGAUUUAAGAUAAUAAUCGUCAAUUUUUCGAAUGUAAGUGUGACAACCUAGCACUACAAAUUGAGUGUUUUUCAUAUUGAAUUUUUUUUAUGAUGUAUAACAAUCUCGCUCUUAUCGCGCUCUUAGUGAUCAGUACCAGCUAAGUAUAAAAAUUAGCUGUUAACGUUAUAACACGUCUAUAGAUUUAACUACAAAAUAUUGAAAAGUAAAUAUUGAAGAAGUGCAUCGACAUGCAUCCAUUUAUGUCGUGUGAUCUAGCGAGAUUUUGGAUGUUUUCAAAAGAUACCCGUCAGAAACCGACAGAUGCUAAAAACGCCAAUGAUAUACCGUUUUUUUCUGAGGAGCUAUUUACUUUUCGAAUCCUUGUAUAAUUAUUUUAUUAUCUCGUAUUAUUCUUAUAACUACGUACAUCUUGUUUCAUUUUAUAUGUAAUCCUAUACGUCUUUCGUUUAAACGUCGCGUACGAAUGCAAUGAAAUGUUGCUCUUAUUUUCAAAUCGCAGUGUAUGUUUGUUUGUUUGAAAGGAUUUAGUGACAGUAAUAGAUGUGACAAGGAAAACAAAAGAUAAACUUUCCUCGCAUGUGUAAUUGAGCUGUUGAAACGGACCUCAACAUGUACCUGAGUCGCGGUAAGAAUAAUUUUUAACAAAAAUUUGACUCGCGACGCCCAACAAGAAUAAUUCUAAGUCCGUUAAGCGUAUGCGUGUGGUGAAGUUCUGUCCAGGCUCCAGGCCUGCUCCUCUUGACUUUGACGAUAACACGCGCAUUCUCUGAUGUCUCGUUGCGAUCGUAAUCAUAAGAAUGAAGUACAGAACAAAGCAUCGAGACUUGGCAGUUUGAUUCUUAUCAGAAAUGAAUAAAAUAUAAAAUGUGAUGUUAAGUAUGGAGUGGUAUAAAAAUUGUUGUUUGUUAAUCGUUGGUGCUGUAUUAUUUUGUUGAAUUUGAUUUGUUAUUUACUUCUUAAAUUUAAAGCGAGGUCCUAACAAGUGUAUUUGACGGACGCGGCGUCUAAAAAAAGUCUCAUAAAGUUGGUGAGAACGGAACGAAAGAUAUAAAAACAAAUAAUAAGAUUUUAAAAAUAUGCAGGGAUACCCGCGCGUAGGUGAAUAACGUGAUAUUGCACCGUCUCUGAAUAUUGUACAAAACUUCCAAAGCUCGCACGGCCUUUUACCAUUAGUAAAAUAUUAAUCUAUUACUAACUUGAGACAAAAUCAUAAGACUGAGCCUUUGAAAAGGUAUAUAAGUAAAAGACCGUGCUGGGAUAAUCUCAUAUUCAUGGAAAUUGACAGAAAACUAUAGAUAUAUUUGCUCUUACAAAAUUCGUAACAUUCAAAGCAUAUAAGCACAAAUGUUAAUUUUCUAGAAUAACUAAAAUCAUUACAUAUUAUACUCCCAAACUAUCUUGGUUUGAGUUCGUUGAAGUACACAAAACAAAAGAUUAAAACCAAUUGGUUUUAAUUUUUCUGUGUCAACUUUUUCUCUGAUUGAGUAAGUGACUGGUCAUCAUUCUAUGAAUAUGUGUAUCGGAGAUGGUGCGCAAGGUAGUUUAGAUCUGAAUAUGCCCAAAGCUCGCUCGAAAGUUUUCUCCUGGAUAAUUCAUAACAUAAACAGCCUGCCCAUAUCAAAUCGCUGUAAUGUACGAAUCUCAAAUUGUAGAGAAUACAAAACGUGUUAAGAUCUAUUUUUUGAAAAAAACUAAUGUAUAUUUUUUUUACUAAGGCAGGCCUUAGUAAGGUAUCUUCUUGUACAUAAUGCCAAGAUAACAACUGUGAUCGUUAUUAACAACUAAGCAAAGAAAGAAUGUAAACCUCGUAAAAUACAGGUCUCGAGUGAGCUGUACGAAAUGGGCUAAUAUUUUCAACAUCUGUGAUACAAAAUAAAAUCGUAGAGAGAUACUUGAGAGGCUCCUUACGCAUGAAACGCAUCAAAUUUAAGUUCAAUGAUUGCUAGAUGAGACAAUGCUAUGUAUAUUAUCGACACACUGGAAUUUAGAGGGUGAAACCUACUUAAAAUAUCAUCUUGUAAAAUUUUUUUUAAACAGCUAGGCUCUCUCGAAUUCAAAUAUCUAUAUCUGAAUAUUUGAAUGUAGUUGAGUCAGUUGAUGAGGCGAUUCCUCAAAUCUCGAUUGGUAGUCAGCAGUAAAGAGUAAUUCAGUCGAAAGAGAGGUCAAUUCAAUUCAACCCAUUCCAUAAACUAUCAUACGAGAGUUAAAUUUGAAUUGAAAACCUCUCUCCUCUUGCUUACAUUAACAUAGAUGUUAUAGUUGCUGACAAAUUUAAACAAUACUAUGGCUAAUCGAUGGACAAUGCUGUCAUGAAUUGUCAGAACACGAAUUAUAUGUGGUUAGCUAAACUUUGAUAUUUCCAAAUGGAAAUUACCUUGCAUCGAAAGAAAAAUAAUGUAAGUCGGAUGAUUCACAUUAGCCAUCUCUCGCAUUCACUUCAACCAUUCAAAUGUUACAUUAGAAUGGAUUCUGAUUGUCACUCCGACUCUGAGAAUUUAUCUGGCGACUAUAAGAGCUAGAAAAAUGUAGGAACUUUCAAUCAGGUUUGAGCAUCUAAGCUUGAACUGGAGGGCCUCUGUAAACAGUAUUAUAAGUUCCUAAAGACUUUACUCGAUUUAAGUGAUGAAACAAAAACAAUGUGCGUUUGAAAUAGAACACAUGCUCUUAUAUCACUAGACCUUUGAAUUGUCGGUUCAUUCCAGCAUGAGAAAAUUUUGAAAUAACACUCUUGCCGUAAGUUGGAAAGUGUAAUUGAGAGACGGCUAUCAAAUGUCCGAAUAUUAUGGAAACUUGCAAAUACCUGUUGAACUUGCAAGAUAUAAACCUUUGCAAAAUAAACGGCUAAGACAAUGCCGAUUUACAAUUACCAGCCCGCAUACUUAUACCUAUUAUUUCAAGCUUGGAUUUAACUAAUUAUAAUUAAUGUGCUAUCAUUAAUUCAAAUAUGUAUCUUUUUUUUCAAGUCUCCGAAAGCUGAAAUGCAAGAUCUAGCCGUGUAUUUUUUUAAUAAUCCUUGCGGUAUUGUAAACAUGUCACGGUGAUUAUUUAAUUGAUGCCAAACAAAGUCGUAGAGUAUCCAAAAUAGACAUGUGCGUCGAUUAAAUAUCUCGUGUCAAAUAAUUAUAUUACACACUAUGUUUAUGAUCAAGUAAUUGAAAAUUAUUUAAUGACCCAUCUAUUUCUUCCGCAAAAAAAAACCUAAAUGAAUCCCGAUAAUUUUUCUUUAUACGUACAACCAGAUUAUUUAUCAAACCAUAUUAUCACUUGAAUUUCUAUUGUAUUAUGUGUAUACAUUUAUGGGUAAUUUUACGAUUACUGGUGUAUAAAAGAAAAUUUCACAUACAUGUAAAAAAAAUGAAUUUAAAAAAUGUAUCGAUAAAUAAAUUAUGUAUGGCAUAUUAA
Molecule: messenger RNA, 6218 nt
Organism: Athalia rosae (coleseed sawfly)
Lineage: Eukaryota; Metazoa; Arthropoda; Insecta; Hymenoptera; Athaliidae
Product: F-box only protein 33
Exons: 8
Coding region: 509-1867 (452 amino acids)
Biological process (GO): SCF-dependent proteasomal ubiquitin-dependent protein catabolic process; positive regulation of protein ubiquitination
Cellular component (GO): SCF ubiquitin ligase complex
Molecular function (GO): protein binding
Source: RefSeq, a predicted model, not a curated record